UACUUCUGCAACUGUUCAUUGCCUCUCAUAGCAACAAGACUCAAGUGACAAGUUGGGGCUUGUCUGAGAGAGGCCAAUGAUGUGAACUUCCUCAGUGUGCAGAGCAGCAGGUUGACACCAUGCUGCUCCACUCCUCUGCUACCAGCCGGACAUGAGGGACGUGCAGGGGGAUCCUUAGACCAGAGGAGCCCAAAUCUGGCUCACUAAACGUUCCCAAUUCUGGUGCCCAUUCCUGCUCUGAUUCUCCUGUGUGAGUGUGCAGGUCACCAUGGCAACCGGGCCUCAGGCUAACCAGAGAUGGCCAAGGAUUGGCCCCAGUGAAGGCCUGAUGGCUAUGUUCAGGGCCUGCUCCAGAGAUCCAACUGAGGAGAUUAAAACAAGACUGAGAUGUAUGCUGGACACAUUUCUGCAACACCACAGGGACAAUGCAGGAAAUGAGAACACCAAUGAACUGGCAGUGAAGUGCUGCUAUCAAGCUGGGAUCUGGUAUUACAGGAUCCUGGAGAACAUUGCCAGUCAAGAGAGGGACAGGAAGGGCAUCAGUGACAUCUCGGGCAUCUUGGGGAAUGAGCUUUUCCAGUCCUGUCUGGUGGCCUGUUGUCUGGAGAUUACCAUAUCCUCAAACCGUCUACCAUGUGACUUUCCUCUGCUCCUUCAGAUCUUAAAAUUGGCACCAUACCACUUUCUGAAGGUGAUUGAGCCGGUGUUGCGGGCUGAAGCGGGCCUGCCUCAUCAUGUUUUCAGACACCUCGCCCAAGUGGAAGAGAAAAUUCUGGAGAGCUUGGCCUGGACCAGCGACUCACCGCUGUGGGAGGACAUCAGAGCCAAUGAGGGCCAUCUGUCUGCCUGCCAACAGGUGAUGCUUCCUACACAGCUCGAAGAUCCAAAGAGAGCAGACUCUCAACCUGAGAGCAAUCAGCCAGGAGUGAAUCUCAGUUUUGGAGCUGAACCGUCUACCAGCACUGACCAGCAGCGUUCCCCAUCAGCUGUAAACAGGCCUCAGAGAAGCAACUCCCUCCAUGUGUUCGCUCGCCAGGUCUACAGUUUGAUGGGGAAGCGUCUGAGGGAGCUGAGUUCCACACUGGAUAUUUCAGAUGAGCUGCGUCUGAAAAUCUGGACCUGCUUUGAGUACUCUCUGGUCCACUGCACCAACCUCAUGGUAGACCGUCACCUGGACCAACUGCUCAUGUGUGCCAUCUACAUCAUAGCUAAGAUUACCAAGGUGGAGAUACCCUUCAAACGCAUAAUGAAGUGCUACAAGUCUCAGCCGCUGUCCAACAAAAGUGUCUGCAAAAGCGUGCUGAUUUCUGGAAGAGACACCGAAAAUUCUCGAACUGGAAACAACAAUUAUGGAGACCACAGCAUCAAUAUCCUGACUCCCAACACACCAUCAACACAUUACCCGGAACCUUCUCAGGAGGAGAGGGGCAAUCUUAUUCUGUUUUACAACCAGAUCUACACGACAAAGAUGCAGCACUUUGCUAAGCAGUUUGCUCCAACCUCUGUGAGAGACACCCCUCCUUUGUCUCCAUACCCCCGACAGUACAAAGUGUCUCCUCGCAGACGGCGGCUGUCCAGCAGCCACCCCAUCUUCAUUUCACCGUACAAUACAGAAACCACUUCCCCCCCUACUACUGGACUCUGCUACUACUUCAACACAAGCCCCCCAGAGCGUCUGCGUGAGAUCAAUAACAUGAUCAGGACUGGGAGGUCACCCAACAGGCGACACUAUGUUGUACCAUUGGACAGAGAAGAGGAUGAGCAGGGAGACGGGGAGGAAGAGGAUAAUGGUCCUCCAGCGAGGAGGAUUCGUUUGGAUGGUCAGUCUGCCUGGCAGAGACGACUCAGGAAUGUAGUCAAUGAUCGCGUGACAAGAAGGGACCAGGACCAGGACCAACCAUCUCCAGUCAUAAGGCCUAACCUGCACUAAAGCAGAGAGGAGCAUGACGUCUCACUUUGCUCCUGUUUCAGAGGCUGCAACAAUGUCAGGUGUUGGAGAUAAAGCACAGAGCAGCGUUUUCCUCCUUUUCCAUCCUUUUAUUGUUAAGAAAAACUUUGGGCCAAAUUCUUUGUCAGCUCAAAGUCUUGUCUCCUGUCUGAGAUAAAAUUAUGGUUAAAAAAAAAAAAGUAGAAAUAAAUUUGAAGUGCAGAAGUUACAGCAGCAUCAAACUAUAUUCAAUGGUACUUGAGGUAUACAGACAGGUUUUAAAAACUAACCAAAAAAGUUUUUACAUCACAUUAUUACCAGGGUUUUUCCCGGGUUUUUAGGACUUUGGUGUCACAUUUUUAUAUGAUUUUGAACCAUUGACAAUAAGCUCACAUAUAUGAAAAAAGUUAACUCUGAAAAUGGAAGUGA
Molecule: messenger RNA, 2356 nt
Organism: Epinephelus lanceolatus (giant grouper)
Lineage: Eukaryota; Metazoa; Chordata; Actinopteri; Perciformes; Serranidae
Product: retinoblastoma-like protein 2
Biological process (GO): cell differentiation; regulation of transcription by RNA polymerase II; negative regulation of G1/S transition of mitotic cell cycle
Cellular component (GO): chromatin; nucleus; transcription regulator complex
Molecular function (GO): RNA polymerase II transcription regulatory region sequence-specific DNA binding
Source: RefSeq, a predicted model, not a curated record